AGCAAUACCAAUGUCCAGGCUUUGAGCAUUUCAUUAGUCCUUGACUCGAGUUCAACAAGACAUGCCAGAUCGAUUGUUAAUGACAAAAGAUUUUUAUUGGUGCAACAAACUUCCAACAACUCAACACCAGAAGGCACAAGGUCAUUAUCAAAUAUCAUCCCAAUAUCUGACUUUCUAUCCAUGACAUCAUAAUACAAAUAAUAGUGUAUACCAAACAGCAUAGUGGGUUAGAAUCUUCAAACAUCACUUGCUAAUUGUUUCUUAAACAUGGCCAGCUAAAGUGACAAAAAGUCUCCUCCUACCACCCCCCCAACCCUAGAUAAAAGCCUUCAGAAGACUUGAUCAAAUAUGUAUCACUCAAGUUUCUCCAACAAAUGAGUGGGAGAACUUUUGUCUUGAUUUUGUUCUUCUGGGCACUACUCACCAUUGUCACCCCUAUGCUUGUCCGCUUGUCCGCUUCUGCCAAACCCCACGUUGAAUUCAAGGCCAAGGGGGAAACACGAGAGGAGAUGUACACUAGGAGGUUUUUGGAGAUGUUGCCUAGAAGAGCACUUGUUCCUACAAUGCUGCACAAGGCUCCAUUGGCACCAGAGCCACCAGCUUCCGCACCAGCACCAGAACCAGAACCAGAACCAGAACCAUCAUUAGUAGUCAAUGGCCUAGAACUUUUUGUAGAUGGGGAUAAAUUGAUACCCCAUAAAGCACAUGAGCUGCUGCUCAGAUGAAUUUGGUCCGGAUUAUUGAGCAAACCAUCAUGAGACAAGUGUUCAUUUUUAUUGAGAAGGUGGUUGGGCACGAUUGUAAAUAGAAUGUUGGUAGGUUAUUUUACCAUAGAAUUUUUUUUUUUUUUAGUAUUCUUUUUUUCCCCCUUCCCUUGUGGUUAUUCUCAACAAUAAA
Coffea arabica (coffee) is the source of this 897-nucleotide messenger RNA. The record is from RefSeq and is a predicted model, not a curated record. NCBI's taxonomy places the organism in Eukaryota, Viridiplantae, Streptophyta, Magnoliopsida, Gentianales, Rubiaceae.